Beauveria bassiana ARSEF 2860 is the source of this 798-nucleotide messenger RNA. RefSeq lists its product as uncharacterized. NCBI's taxonomy places the organism in Eukaryota, Fungi, Ascomycota, Sordariomycetes, Hypocreales, Cordycipitaceae. The transcript has 3 exons. The coding region runs from base 1 to 798 and encodes 265 amino acids. The record is from RefSeq and is a predicted model, not a curated record.
AUGGGAGUCUUCUCAGGAAGUAAUCGGUCCUACCACAUUCUUCACCGCAAAUGGCCCAAGAUUUCGCGCAAGGCAACCGUCUGGAUGAUGCCGCUAGAACUCAUCGGUCUGAUUGCCGUGCUCGUCAUCUACGGCAUCGCACAGCCCGAUCUCUAUCGCACAAAGAUGUGGCAGAUUGGCUUCGACAAUAAACUCAACUCCAAUCCCAACAUGAUCAUCUACGCCUACGCCAAUUUCACGCCACUGCCCAAUGUACCGCUCAUCUGGUCCUCCACCUUGACCAACUUUAACGUCGCCAUCUCCGUCAUUUCGCUCUUCUUCCUCCUGGCCAAGCUCAUUGCCUUCAUCAUGAAGCUGUGGUUUCCUAUCAUUGCCGUCUUCAUCAACACGGCGCUCCUGGCUCUCUACACAGUCAGUAUCUACGGCCAGAUUGGUCCCGACUAUGCCGACUCGCGCUACCCCUCCCCCGCCGCGUGGUACCUUCGCCAGGGCUGCGGUCUCGCCAAGCGCUACGGCGCCUACAAGUCGUGCCAGAUUGCCCAGGGCUCUCUCGGUGCAACAUUUUACAUGCACAUCUUGUAUUUGCUCAACCUUGGAUUCGCCAUUUACGCCAUGUGGCCUAAAAGUGGCCACCACUUGGAGGACGAGUCGGACAGCGAGUCGAUCCACAGCACCCAGAACCUCAAGGGCACUGAGAUGCAGGCAUUUCCCUCGACGCCCUUUACUCCUCGCACACAGGCUUUCCACACUCUGGACCGAAAGCUGCCUCUUCGCCAGGAAGUGACACGAUUCGCAUAA